This is a messenger RNA of Anolis carolinensis (green anole), 3987 nucleotides long. RefSeq names its product glycoprotein Ib platelet subunit alpha (gene gp1ba). Gene Ontology annotation, cellular component: plasma membrane. Lineage: Eukaryota; Metazoa; Chordata; Lepidosauria; Squamata; Anolidae. The transcript has 2 exons. The coding region runs from base 1 to 1659 and encodes 552 amino acids. The record is from RefSeq and is a predicted model, not a curated record. Gene Ontology annotation, molecular function: protein binding.
AUGCCGGAAAACCACAAAGCUGUCCGUCCUGAUGCCCAGAGGGAAGCGGCGGAGAUCUGGGUUCGAAAAGCCAGAAAGGGUUGCAAGAGCCAUCGAGGAGGCUGCAAGAUGCAUGUGGUCAUCCUGGCCUGGCUGCUGUCCACGGCUGCGGCCGCUCCCUCCCCUUGCGAGUCGGAGAUGAACAAGGUCAAGGACCUGCUGCAGGUCAGCUGCGAGGACCAGGGCUUGACCGCCCUCCCGGCGGGGCUGCCUCCGGACACCGGCCUCCUGCUCCUGGCCUCCAACCGCCUCCGCCGCUUCUCUUUGGCCGCCUUACGGCCCUUUGACCGGCUGGCCGAGCUGGACCUCUCCAACAACAGCCUGGCCGCCUUGGAGACCCAGGCCGAGGCCCCGCUGCCGGCCCUCCAGGCCUUGUUCCUCUCCCACAAUGCCCUGGGCUCCCUGCCCGCCCUGCUCGGCCUGCCCGCCUUGACCCUCCUGGCCUUGGGCCACAACGGCCUGGAGCGGCUGCCCGAGGGGGGCUUCAGGGGGGUGGGGGGCCUCCAGGAGCUCCAGCUGCAAGGGAACCGCCUCCGGAGCCUGCCCACCGAGGUCUUCCGAGGCCUCUCCCUCCUGAAGGACCUCGACCUUUCGGACAAUGAGCUGGACGCGCUGCCGGCGGAGCUGCUGUCCGGCCUGGGCGCCCUGGAGAUCCUGCGGCUGGAGCGGAACCGCCUGCGGACCAUCCCGGAGGGAUUCUUCCCUGAGGAGAACACCUUCGGAUACGUCUACCUGGCCGGGAACCCCUGGCGCUGCGACUGCGGCCUGGCCUACCUGCGGGAGUGGCUCAACGAGAACGAGUUUGCCGUCUACACGAGGACCCAGGUGGGCCAGAAGGAGGUCACCGAGAACGAGCCCCAGAGCGUCCGCUGCCAGGCCCCGGCCGGAGAGAAGGGCACGCCCGUCAUGCGCUUCCGGGCCCAGUGCCGGACGCUGGGGGACAGCGACGAAGACGGAGGAGAAGACGGAGGAGAAGACGAGGGUCAGCCCAGCAGCCCCUUGGCCACCACGCCAUCCUCCACCACGGCCACACCUGGAUCCACAUCUGCCUCCUCUCCAGGGACCACAACUGGACCCUUGACCACUGAUGCGCCCACAACCCCACGCUCAGUCCCCCCAGCCCCCACUGCCCACUGCUUCUGCCCGGUCACUGCCCACCAUCGCAGCCCCCUCCGCCGCCAGCGCCGUCCACUGACCUGGGGGGGCUGGCUGUCCAGACACUGCUGCCCGCUCCGCCUGGCGCUGUACGUGGCCUGCCUGGCGCUGGUGGCCGUGCCCUCCCUGGCCCUGCUCUGCGGCCUGUGCUGCGGCCAUCACCCCCAGCAGUCAGCCCCCCUGCGCCCCCCAGAGGCCCACCUGCUCAGGUACCGGCCGCUCCGGGCAGAAAAGGAGCCUCAGGAGCCAUGGGUCGGCGGCGGAUCAUUGUCCGGGCGCCGGACCUUCCGCGUCUGCAAGACCUUCCCGGUGGGGCACGUCUCCUGGCUCCUGGUCAGUCUGCCGGCCAAACCAGCCCGGCCAGAGCGGCCGCAGAGGGAGGGGCGAGUGUCCUGCUACAGCGUGGGCCGCGGGGGGGACGUCCUGGGGGCCGUGAGGGUCCGCUACGCCACCGCCUCCUUAUAAGGCUCUUCAGGGGGGUCUCAGCAGGACCUUGGGGCCGGGAGGGGCCUCCAAAGGCCAUCUAGUCCGAUUCCCUUCUGUAAUUGGGGCUGUUAGGAAUGCUGGGAGUUGGAGUCCAAAACACCCGGCAGGAGGGCCCAAGUUGGCCCAUGCCUCUGUCCUUUUAAAGCUAGACACUAGUGUUGUGCAUCUGUAUGGAAUUCCUGUUUUGUUUUGUGUAGUUUCAUUCGUGCCGUCUCAUUUUCGUAUUUGUGUCCCACUCAUGAAAAUUUUCAUCUCACUAACGAAAAACGUGAAAAUUUUCGUGCCAAUUGUGGAAAUUGGGGGGACUUCAGGGGCUCGCCCCCCACCCAGAUUUAGGGCUAGAGGGGUGAAAAUCACCACACCCGGAGGGCAUAUCAACCCCUUCUAGCCCACCAACUUUUAAAACUUUUGCAUCUCCCCCGCCCCUCUGAGUGGGGAUGAGGAAACUGUCAACUCUACACCUAGGAACGGGAGGGAAAGGUAGUUUUCCCAAGGGGAGGCAGCACAGCAGCCAAACCCAAGCAGCCCACAGCCCGGUCACGGCAGCAAAUGGCGCUUUUGGGUGCAUGUAAUCCAGUAGUGCUAUGAUUCAAUGCAUAGAGUGGAAAUGCAUUCCUUGUUGUGACUCAGCCACAGUAUAGCCAGAGUGAGGAUGAAGAAGGGGAUUCUGGGUUUCAGAUACAAGAGCCAGUUGAGUCAGAAGAUGGGCUGCAGGGAGAUGGCAUGGGAAUACAGGCUGAUUCAGAGGUUCGGGAAUUGCAGUUUGAGCAGAAUGAACUGUUGACCCCAGAAGCCAUAGAUAACAGCCAGGAUGACAUUCCCAUGGGAAUUAACGAGCAAGAAAUGUCUCAAGCCCUGGUUCAGGUGCAAGAUAACGAAGACCUUGAAUUAUCUAGGGCGGACCGGUUGUUAUGGAAAGGAGUUCAGCUCCGUAGGAGUGUGAGGCUGGCGGGAAAGAGAGAGGCCUCUUCAGGGAAGAGAAAUGCUUUUCUGGGGUGCUUUUAAAAGUGUGUGUUUGCAGAUAGGUCUUCGUCAAAGCAAAUCCUCGCUUCCCCUGUGUGGAUGUUCAUGCUUCAUGCCUAAGAGAAGUUUUCUGGAUCUUAGUAAUCUUUGGGCCUUUGUUCUUUGGGAUCUAUUGUCUACUGUUUUGACCUAUGGAUUAUUGGAUUGCUAUGGUUUAUGGACUAAUAGAUUUUUAUGGCUUAUGAACUAAUUGGAUUCCUAUUGACUCUUUUAUUGCAACUUUGAAAAACCUUUCAACUGCCUGCUUUGAUAUAUAUUUGCUUUUGCUCAAUAAAACUUCAAAAGAAUUUCUUCUGUGUCUGACUGAGUGUCUAUAGCAAGAUGAACUAUUCUGAGGUGCAACAUUCUUAGAGCGUAGUAGCAGUUGAAGGUUCCGGUUUGUGAUGUUUAAGAUAAGGCUGGAAUGUGUGAGUGCAAGUGUACUCCUCAUGCGAUCUUUGAAGGAGUUUGGACGGAGAACGGCUGUUGUCCGGCAUGCUGUGUAAAUAAGAUGUAUAUAUCUGCAAUAAAGUUUAAGCCGCUGUUUACAGCUAAAAACUGAGAAGUCUGAACUUUGUUCCUGUGCGAUCUGAGCUGAUGCCAGAUUCAUCGGGAGUGGCAUUGAGACUGAUAGAGGUAAAUUGUGUCAGAGCUAUGGUUAUUGUAGUGUGUGAAAUGUUCACUCAUUGUUAAAGUGAAUAUAUGUGUGCUUCGGUAAACAUUCCAGCAGAGGAAUAGUUAAUUGCAUAGAGUUAGAUUUACUGCAUAGAGUGAAAGGAAUGCACUUCUCCUUUGCUGACUUCUUCACUAUUCGCCAUUAAUUCUGCCUGAGAAGAGACGUGUGUUAGCUGCGCGUCUAUAUAUAGUUGUAAAUAACAUCAAUAAAGCCUUGAAGAAUUCAAAAGAAAAAGAAGCUGAAGGAUACUAGUUAAAGAAUAGAAGGAUGAAUCUUUUUUGUACCUCCCUUCGUAAGCUUUUUGUAAAGAAUCAAUGACUAAGCCAAUAUAAAGGACAAGAUUCUUUUUUUUAGUGUUUGUCCCGACUAUUACAGAAAAAGAGGCUGAUUCAAUAUUGUUUUUUUCCUAUCACCCUCUUUCGUUUAUAUAGAAUGGGAAACGCAAAGGCGAAGAUGGCAGUCAUUUUUAUCAUUUUCACUUUUUUUUGUGUCUCUCUUUUUCUCUUCUCUCCUUUCUUUUUCUUCACUUUCUGUCAAAAAUCAUUGUUCUGACUCUUUCGUUGUUACUUAAUUAUUAUGUAUACCAAUAAAAAUUAUUUUUUUAAAAAAUAAAGCCUUGAACCACCGAC